UAUAUUUCCGUUUCCCACAGCAACCAGUAUAUACAUCGUUCAUUGAAAAGAUACAAGAAAGCCCAAGAAAGGAAUCUGAGACAAAGCUGUCAAGAUGGCAGCAGCCAACUUUGAUGCCAAGCACAUUUUUGGUUUGAAACCAGGUGUAGCUGGAAAUGUUUGUUACCAUGAUGAACAGACAAUUGUGUAUCCAUCUGGAGCCAACUGUGUUAUGUACAACAUUGACCAGAAGACACAAAAAUUCAUUUUACCAACAGAGAAGAGUGAAGGAAUGACAGCAUUGGCAAUAGGUCCAAACAGAAGAUAUGUUGCCAUAGCUGAAAAGGGAGAAAAACUUGUAAUAAACAUUUAUGACUUGCACAAUAACAGAAAGAAGAGAUCUUUAGUGCAACCACCAGAUAUUAAAGCCACUGAAUAUGUCAGUCUUGCAUUUUCACCUGAUUCAAAAUAUCUUAUUGCACUGACAGGGAAGCCAGAUUACACUUUACUUUAUUAUACCUGGGAAAAAUCUAAAGUUUUGGCUUCAACAAAGACAACCAAUCCACAAACCAAUAAUCCAGUGUAUCAGGCUAGCUUCAACCCACAAGAUAAUACACAACUGUGUGUAGUUGGCAAUGGAAUAUUUAGAAACUUCCGCUAUAGUGAGGGUAACCUCAAAGCUUUCAAUUUCCAAAAGAUGGAACCACAGAAUUUCUUAUGCCAUGCUUGGGUGUCAGAAGAAAGAGUUGUGGUUGGAACUGAUACUGGGAAGUUGUUGUUGUUUGAAAAUGGAGAAAUAAAAAAUGAAUUCAACAUUGGGGCAUCACUCCAAGACAAGAAGCAGGCAGAUGAUGAUUCCAGCAUUGUAGCCAUUCCACAAGUGACUGCUAUAGUUGCCUAUUCUAAAGGAUUUGCCUGUGCCUGUGGUCCUGGAACUGUACAUCUGUAUGAAAAGACAGAUGAUAAAGAUUUGUUCAAAAAGUCCAAACAAAUCAAGAUUCCACAAGAUAAUUUCAGUUCUUAUGCUACUAAGGCUCAACAGCAAAUAAUUACAUGUUUAGCCAUCAGUCCAUCAGAAGAAACUCUUGUUGCUAGUACAGACCAAAGUCAGAUAUAUCAUAUACAGUUACCCAGUGCAGAUCUUGGGAAGAGUGAAGGUGAUGUUGUCCAGUUUGAAACACUUUCUCAAUCCUUCCAUAGUGGACAGAUUUUAGGUGUUGAUAUUUGUAUCCGUAAACCACUUAUAGCCACAUGUUCUUUAGACAAGUCUGUUAGAAUAUGGAACUAUGAAAAAUGUAAUUUAGAACUGUAUAAAGAAUUUCCUGAAGAGUUGUUUAGUAUAGCCCUCCAUCCCUCUGGUCUGUAUAUCCUUGUUGGUUUCAAUGACAAACUGAGGUUACAGAACCUAUUGAUAGAUGACAUCAGGACAUUCAAAGAAUUCAACAUUAGAGGCUGCAGGGAGUGUACCUUCAGUAAUGGUGGCCAUCUCUUUGCUGCUGUUAGUAACAAUGUCAUCCAGAUCUUCUCCACUACAACCUUUGAAGAUGUUGCCACCCUCAGAGGUCACAAUGGCAAGGUCAGAUCUAUAACAUUCAGUAAUGAUGACACCAAGUUAGUGUCGUGUGGCAUGGAAGGAGCUGUUUAUGAGUGGAACAUCUUUACAUCUAAGAGAAUUCGUGAGAACGUGGAGAAGGCCUGUAGUUAUACUGGGGUUUCUGUAACAGCAGACAACAAAACAAUAUAUACAGUUGGAACAGAUAAGAGAAUUAAAGAACUGGCUGAUUUUGAGGUUGUAAGGAACAUACCAGUUGGUGAUAUAUCACUUACAACAGUUGCCUUGUCACAUUCUGGUCGUAUGUUGUUUGGAGGUACAGCCAGGGGAUCUGUUUGGUCAUUCAAAUUCCCAUUGACUAUGCCUGUUGAUGGUAAACCUACAUGGGAAGAGAAACCAGGUCAUGGCAUGGCUAUUACUAAGAUGAAGAUCACUUAUGAUGACCAGUUUUUGGUGACUGUUUCUGAAGAUGCCUGUGUCAUGUUAUGGAAGCUAAGAGACCAAGAAGCAAGAGGAGUAUCUAAACGUGAUAAAGAUAUUGGAUGGACCGAAGAAAUUCUCAUUACUAAGAGUGAUUUGGAAGAUAAGAACAACCAAAUGGCAGAGUUAAAACAGAGGGUACAAGAAUUACAAACAGAAAAUGAGUAUCAGCUCAGGUUGAAAGACAUGAGUUACAAUGAGAAAAUCAAGGAAUUGACUGAGAAAUUCAUUGAAGAAAUGGAGGCACUGAAAACCAAAAACCAGGUGCUGAAAACAGAAAAAGAUAAAGAAGAAGCUAGACAUGAAGAGGAACUGACAGAAAAACUAGAAGCUCACUCUAGAGAACUUCAGGAUUUAGAAUCUGCCAAUAACCAGAAACUUAUGUUAGAGUAUGAGAAAUUCCAAGAUAUGCAGGCAAAAAUGAACAGAUUACAGGAGGAAUAUGACCGUCGCCUCCAAGAGAAGAAUGAUAGUCGUGAGAGAGCUCUACAAGAACUGACAGAAUACUUUGAAACCAGAGUUCAAGACAUGACUGCUAAGUUAGAACAAGCACACGAUGAAGCUCAACAAGCAGCCAGAGAAUACGAGGAAACUAAGAAACAGAUAGAGGAAGAUUCUGACAGAGAAAUCUUAGACAUCAAAAAUAAGUAUGAGAUGGCACUGAGAGAAGAAAAAGAUAAACACACCAAACUCAAGGGAGAAGCUGGUAUUACACAGAAGAAGUAUGAAGGUGUACAAAAGGAAAUUAAAGAACAGAAACAACAGAUCAAGACAAUACAACAAGAGAACAAGAAACAUGAGAAUACAAUCCAGAAUAUGACAAAAGAAAUUGAAAAUCAAAUUAAAGAAAAACAAGAGAGAGAUGAUACCAUUCAGGAUAAGGAAAGAAGAAUAUAUGAUCUGAAGAAAAAGAAUCAAGAAUUAGAGAAGUUUAAGUUUGUGUUGGACUACAAAAUAAAAGAACUAAGAAAGCAGAUCCUACCAAGAGAAGAAGAUAUUAAGAAAAUGAAGGAGCAAAUACAAGAGAUGGAAAGUGAAUUGGAGAGAUUCAACAAACAGAACACACAACUAGAACUGAGUAUCAAGGAGUUGACACAAAAACUGAAAGCUACAGAUAAGGAAAUGCACCAGGAGAGACAAAAGGUGCGAGAUGUUGAAGCAGUUGUGAAAAGAUUUAAGACAGAUUUACACAACUGUGUUGGUUACAUACAAGAUCCAAAGAUGUUGAAGGAGAGCAUCAAGGCAUUGUAUUCCAAACAUGUGCAAGAGGACAUUACUGAAUCAGCCAGUGUAGAUGCUGACAUCCAAAAAGAAUACAGUAGACAGAGAGAACAUCUUGAAAGAUCUGUAGCAUCCCUACGUAAAAAGUUAGCCAAGGAUUCCGGUAUCCACAGAGCAGACAAUGUUAGGAUUAUGCAGGAAAAUGUAUCCUUAAUCAAGGAAAUCAACGACCUGAGACGAGAGCUUAAAAUAGCCAGAACAACAAUACAUGACUUAGAAGCAGCUAUGGGACUUCAUAGUAAGAAGGCAAAGAAAGAUCCAAAUUCUGUUCAGACGAUAUCAUUUAAAGCACCAUCAGUAAUGGCUGAGCAGGAGCUUGAAGAGAAAAAUAAAAUCAUUGAAAUGCAGAGAAUGGAGAUAAGGAGACUAAGAGAAGAAUUUGAUUCAGGAUCAAGACCACCAUCUAGACCCUCAUCUAAUCCAAAACUACCACCUAUGGAAGUUGCAUAAACAUUGUAUGGAAAUUAAGAAUUUAUUCUACUGCCGAUUUAAUGCUACACUACUUAAUGAAAGAUGAAUUAUUUUGGUCAAUUUAAAAAAUUUUGGGAUAUCUAUUUGGAAUAAUUUAUUUUUAGAAAUUUACUUUUCUUAAGUUUUUCUAAGCUCUACCAUUGUUCCAGAGGGUGGACCAUUUCAGACUGUGAUAAUAUUUUAAUGACUUUUAUAUAUAUUUAUUGAUUUAUUGAGUGCUAAAGCUCUCACAAUAUUUUGUGUGAUAAUCUUUUUUGUAAAUGUGUAAAUAUAAUAGAAGUAAAUGUUAUAUCUUAUUUGUACAAUCGAAUAAAAAAAUAAAAGUAAA
Molecule: messenger RNA, 4091 nt
Organism: Mytilus californianus (California mussel)
Lineage: Eukaryota; Metazoa; Mollusca; Bivalvia; Mytilida; Mytilidae
Product: cilia- and flagella-associated protein 57-like
Exons: 20
Coding region: 95-3742 (1215 amino acids)
Molecular function (GO): protein binding
Source: RefSeq, a predicted model, not a curated record